Messenger RNA from Sarcophilus harrisii (Tasmanian devil), 4118 nucleotides. RefSeq names its product copine 3 (gene CPNE3). The record is from RefSeq and is a predicted model, not a curated record. Bases 134 to 1735 code for a protein of 533 amino acids. The transcript is spliced from 16 exons. Gene Ontology annotation, molecular function: calcium-dependent phospholipid binding; receptor tyrosine kinase binding. Gene Ontology annotation, biological process: cellular response to calcium ion; ERBB2 signaling pathway. Gene Ontology annotation, cellular component: plasma membrane. NCBI's taxonomy places the organism in Eukaryota, Metazoa, Chordata, Mammalia, Dasyuromorphia, Dasyuridae.
CGCCUCUGCUGGUUGGGCUUUUGGUUCCUGUAAACCCUGGGCCUGGGCCGAGGCUAGCGCUGCAGGCUCGCUCCUCUGCUGCAUUGCUACCUCUCCCACCCGCGGCCGGUCCCGGAUUUGGGGAGCUUAACAGAUGGCAGCACAAUGCGUGACAAAGGUGGAGCUGAGUGUCUCCUGUGAAAAUCUUUUGGAUAAAGAUAUAGGCUCAAAGUCAGACCCUUUAUGUGUAUUGUUGUUGAAUACCAGUGGACAGCAGUGGUAUGAGGUUGAACGUACAGAAAGGAUUAAAAAUUGUUUGAAUCCUUCAUUUACCAAAAAAUUUUUAAUUGAUUACUAUUUUGAAGUGGUUCAGAAGCUGAAGUUUGGGAUUUAUGACAUUGAUAACAAAACCAUUGAUUUGAAUGAUGAUGAUUUCUUGGGAGAAUUUGAAGGUACUUUGGGACAAAUUGUUUCCAGUAAGAAAUUAACUCGACCAUUGGUCCUCAAAAAUGGAAAACCUGCAGGGAAAGGGAGCAUCACGAUUUCAGCUGAAGAAAUAAAGGAUAACAGAGUGGUCUUAUUUGAAAUUGAAGCAAGAAAACUGGAUAACAAGGAUUUAUUUGGAAAAUCUGAUCCCUACCUGGAGUUUCACAAACAGACAUCAGAUGGACAGUGGCUAAUGGUACACAGAACAGAGGUCAUUAAAAACAACUUGAAUCCUGUUUGGAGACCUUUCAAAAUUUCUCUUAACUCUCUGUGUUAUGCAGAUAUGGACAAAACCAUUAAGGUCAUGUGUUAUGAUUAUGAUAGUGAUGGAUCACAUGAUCUUAUUGGAACUUUUCAAACCACUAUGUCAAAACUAAAGGAAGCCUCCCGAAACUCUCCUAUUGAAUUUGAAUGCAUAAAUGAAAAGAAGAGACUGAAGAAGAAAAGCUACAAAAAUUCUGGUAUUGUCAGUGUGAAACAUUGUGAGAUUACAGUGGAAUGCACAUUCCUUGACUACAUCAUGGGAGGAUGUCAGCUGAAUUUUACAGUGGGAAUAGACUUUACUGGCUCAAAUGGUGAUCCUAGAUCUCCUGACUCUCUUCAUUAUAUCAGCCCUAAUGGAGUUAAUGAAUAUUUGACUGCUAUCUGGUCUGUUGGGAUGGUCAUUCAGGAUUAUGAUGCUGAUAAGAUGUUUCCUGCCUUUGGAUUUGGAGCUCAGAUACCUCCUCAGUGGCAGGUAUCGCAUGAAUUUCCCCUAAACUUUAACUCAGCAAAUCCCUUCUGUAAUGGAAUCCAAGGCAUCAUAGAAGCAUAUCGGAAUUGCCUUCCUCAAAUAAGACUUUAUGGACCAACUAACUUUUCUCCAAUAAUAAAUCAUGUGGCCAGGUUUGCUGCUGCAGCCACACAGCAACAGACAGCAUCACAAUAUUUUGUGCUCCUGAUCAUCACUGAUGGUGUGAUCACAGAUCUUGAUCAAACCAGGCAAGCCAUAGUGAAUGCUGCCAAACUUCCCAUGUCCAUCAUCAUUGUUGGGGUUGGAGAUGCAGACUUCAGUGCAAUGGAGUUUCUUGAUGGUGAUGGUGGAACACUCAGAGCCCCAACUGGCGAGGCUGCCAUCAGAGACAUUGUUCAGUUUGUUCCUUUCAGACAAUUCCAGAAUGCUCCAAAGGAAGCCCUUGCUCAAUGUGUCCUGGCAGAGGUUCCCCAACAAGUGGUGGCUUACUUUAACACCUAUAAGCUGCUUCCGCCGAAGAAUCCUGCUACGAAGUAAUGGAAACAGCCCAGGAGAAUUCCUUUGUGCCAGGUGGAGCGGUGGAUGCAUUAUCUCUCCCCCAACAUGCAUUCACCAGUGUUGUUUCUUGUAGCCCUUUCUGGCCUCCCUAUGUGUGAUAUGAUACUUUUUUUGAGAUGGAGCCAUAUCUGUUUAAUACAUUUCUUUUGGAAUAUCAUUUUUGCAUAUGCUUGUGGAUUUCUUUUUUUAAACGUGGAAAGUGAAUCUCUGUGUAAUCAGUUUAAUGAUUGGUAAUUGGUAGGAAUUGAUUGAGGCAUGUUUGAGUUAGAAAGUGACAGUAAGAUGACUUUUGCUUUACAUUAAUUGGAUUUGAAUAUGAUAAAGUCAUUUGUGAAUGAUGAUAAAUCACAUUACUGGAAUAAAUGUUACCUAUGAAUUGCUAAGCUUUGCUAUUGUCCCAGUCGGAAUAUAUAUUUCACAUGAAGACUCCCACAGUUGAUCAAGAUAAGGCUGUUUUACUGAGAUGGUUUGGGGGCACUUUAAUUGGUCCUUCGUAUACCUCAUUAUUGCCAGUGGAAUGUCAACUUUCUUCAUUUGCCUCGACAUAGUGUUACAAUCUCUAAGCCAUAUCCUUAUAUAAAUUAGUACUUUUGCCUUGAGGAGAAAGUACAGAUUUAGUUUCUUAUUAAACAAUCAUUGAAUAGAUACCUGUCAUAGACAGACAAUAUUGUAUUGCUUUUUGUCUCUUUAAAUUUUUUUUUCAUUGUAGAAGAUUCUGAAGAUGAUCAGGGUGAAAAUGAAUCUUUUUAAAAAACUGCUUCGGGCAAAAUGAAAGAUUGUUUAGAAAUCUGAAGACAAAGCUUUUGUUGUUAUUGUUGUGGUUCCAGAUCUGCUCACUUGGUAAGGAGUUCAGUUGAUGUUAGCCUGUGUUUUGUGAGCCUUAGUGUUGUGGUUGAUAAAUCGGGUCUGAUGAGAAUAAGAGCCUCUUGUUCCAGAUAGUGACUCAUUGACCACAAUGCACUUAGGAACAGCUUAGUGCCCCCAUUGUCCUGGAAGCCAGACAACCUUUGCUUCUUCCUGUAGCUCUACCCUUUCUUACGUACCACAUGUUAAUCAGUGCCAGGGGAAAUAUUUUUUAUUUUUGAGGGAUAAUAAUGGUUUCCUACUAAUUAAAUCUGUCAUUUUAUAAGAAUUUUCUUUUUUUUAGUCACAGGAUGUGUGUUAUAUUCAAGCAUUGAAAUUUUUUGGAGUUUAGAAAAAUUAUUUCUGAGUCAUCAACCCCAUUUGGGAAGUCUUAAUUUUGUUUUAAGUCUUUGGAGGCUUUGUGAUAAUGGACAGGAAACCAGCCUCAGAGCUAAAGAUACCUGGGUUCUAGUCUUACUCUGGAAACAUACCAGAUAUGUGACAAAUUGCUUCAGCUUUCAGUGCUGCAAGUAAUUUUCUCAGACUUUAUGUUUCAGAGAAGGAGUUAAUCUUGCACUAGUGAAAGGAGUUUUCUCUAACAAUCAAAUCACAGGUCUAGUUGCUAACUCAUUUUUAUUCAAAAGUAGAAUCCUCUUCAUUCUGAGGGCUGUUUCUUCAGAAUACACUGUGUGCUCAUGAAUUGCUUUGAAAAAAUACCCAACAUCAAAGCUCUGAACAUAUCUAAUACCUUCAACAUAUGUAUAUAUAAAACAGCAUUAAAUCCAUUAACAUACAUGUAUUUAUAAGCCCAUUAGCAUGUAUUUAUGCACAUUAAAAUUGCAACACUGAAGACCAGUACAUAUUUCACAUGAAAAUAAAGUAUAUUUGUGUGUGUGUGUGUGUGUGUGUGUGUGUGUGCAGGUGUAUGUAUAUGUAUAUGUAUAUGUGUUAACAGUUUUUAGUGUUGGUCCAAAUAUACACAUAUAAAUAAGGAUACGUAUCCUUUAGUCUAGCUUUCUAAUCUUGUUGAAAAAUCUCCAUCAUCUAGGCCUACUUUCAUAUAUCUUCCUUGUAAUGUGGAAGAAAGGAUUUGGGAUUAACAGACUCUGGCUUCUUUAAAAUGAUUCGACAAUUCAAGCUGAGGUGGAUCUUCUUUGCUGCCAUAUUAUGUUUGCCUGAGUAGACUAGCUGACAUGGUUUGACAUGAUUGGCCUUGUAGAACUUUGUAUAUGUCUUUGGGAUUGGACAAACCACUAUUAAUUAGACAAAUCACUUGACUAAUAGCAUCUUACUUAUUGUGGCCUUAUAGCUUUUGGAAAAUCCUUCCUUUAGGCCAUUUCCUUGCUGUAGAGUGAGUAAUUGGCCUCCAAUUUUUCUAGCUUAUUUAAUCAAUAAACAAUCAAUUAACAUUUAUUAAGCACCUACUAUGUGCCAGACACUGUGCUAAGUGUUAGAUAUUUAAAAAAAAAAAAGGAAUUUAACAUUGAAAUGAAGCACAGUGCAUUUAAAUCACUCAGGU